Molecule: messenger RNA, 1716 nt
Organism: Gavia stellata (red-throated loon)
Lineage: Eukaryota; Metazoa; Chordata; Aves; Gaviiformes; Gaviidae
Gene: PPP1R16B
Product: protein phosphatase 1 regulatory subunit 16B
Exons: 10
Coding region: 1-1716 (571 amino acids)
Biological process (GO): establishment of endothelial barrier; regulation of sprouting angiogenesis
Cellular component (GO): cytoplasm
Molecular function (GO): protein phosphatase regulator activity; protein binding; enzyme inhibitor activity
Source: RefSeq, a predicted model, not a curated record
AUGGAUGCCCACGUGGACCUCCUGACAGAGCUGCAGCUGCUGGAUAAGGUGCCCACGCUGGAGAGGCUGCGGGCAGCCCAGAAGCGGAGGGCUCAGCAGCUGAAGAAAUGGGCGCAGUAUGAGAAGGAGAUGCAGCACAAGAAGCGGAAGCAUGAAAAGAAGAGAAAUGCUGUUAACCGAAAGAAAGUGUCUUUUGAAGCCAGCGUUGCUCUGCUGGAGGCUUCUCUGAGGAACGACUUGGAAGAAGUGUGUUACUUGCUGAAGAGCAACAUCAGCCCAGACCUGUGCAAUGAAGAUGGAUUAACUGCACUGCAUCAGUGCUGCAUAGACAACUAUGAAGAGAUAGUCAAACUUCUCCUCAACCACGGGGCCAACGUCAACGCGAAGGACAACGAGCUGUGGACUCCGUUGCAUGCAGCAGCUACAUGUGGUCAUAUCAACCUGGUGAAGAUCCUCAUCCAGCAUGGAGCAGACUUGUUGGCAGUGAAUGCAGAUGGCAACAUGCCGUACGACCUCUGUGAAGACGAGCCAACUCUGGAUGUCAUUGAGACUUGCAUGGCCUAUCAAGGAAUUACACAGGAAAGGAUCAAUGAGAUGCGGGCUGCUCCAGAGCAGGUCAUGAUCUGUGACAUUCAUGACAUACUUGCAACUGGACAAGACCUGAACAGGACUGAUGCCCAAGGUGCUACACUGCUGCAUAUAGCUGCAGCCAAUGGUUAUCUGCAUGCAGCUGAAGUCCUUCUUGACCAGGGGGCAAGCCUGGAUGUUAAGGACUGGGACGGCUGGGAACCUCUUCAUGCUGCUGCUUUCUGGGGACAGAUGCAGAUGGCUGAGUUGCUUGUGUCCCAUGGGGCUAGUUUGAGUGCCAGGACAUCUUUGGAUGAGAUGCCAAUAGAUCUGUGUGAAGAGGAGGAAUUCAAAGUAUUACUUCUGGAGUUGAAACACAAACACGAUGUGAUCAUGAAGUCUCAGAUGAGGCAUAAAUCCUCCCUGAGUCGAAGGACGUCCAGCACUGGCAGCCGGGGGAAGGUGGUGAGGAGGGCCAGCCUUUCGGACCGAACAAACCUCUACAGGAAGGAGUGCGAGAAAGAGGCCAUCGUCUGGCAGCAACUGGGGGCAGCAGAAGAAGGCAGAAACUCGGGUCUCAUUGGAGAAAUUGGGGAGACUCGGUCUGACCAGGAGAAUACAGACCCCAAUUCAGUGCUGGAGAACUCUUCCCUCCUUCCGGAGUUAGCAAACAAAAGCACCCAGUGUGACUCUGAAAUGCCCCUCCAGAAUGGACUUAUGGCAUCUGCCAGCACUUACCAGUACACCUUUUCCAACGGGGACAUUUGGAGUAUGCACGCUGACCCUGACAGUAAUCCAGGCCACGUGUUGCCCUACGGCAACCCCGGGCUCCCUGACACGCAGCAGUUCUGGGAUGCCUACAAGGAGCAUAACCAUCAAACACUCUCCGAACUUAAGCGGCAGCGGGCUGCAGCCAAACUCCUCAAUCACCCUUUCCUCAGCACCCACUUUGGCAGUGGCAUGGGAGGAGUUGCUGAGAAUGGGGGUGAGGCCAAGUCACACCUAAUCGGAUCCAGGACUUCUCCCUACAGCUCCAAUGGGACCUCAGUGUAUUACACAGUGUCCAGUGGUGAUCCACCCCUCUUGAAAUUCAAAGCUCCGAUGGAGGAAAUGGAAGAGAAGGUGCAUGGGUGCUGCAGAAUUUCCUAG